AUUCUUUUCAAGAGAGAAUGAAAAAACGGAGCGCGACGGGGGGAGCUGUUGGUGGUGCUGCGCGAGCGGAAAGGCGUCAUUUUAGCCCAAAUACGAGUCACGCAAAGAGCGGCACGAGCGUCGGCGAACACACGCCGUGCAAAGAAAGCAAAGCAAAGGAAAGGGGUGGCGCCGUAAAAACGUCAAAAACAACAACAUUUUUUUUUUUUUGCCGUACUGUGAAGGGUACGAGCGUCGCUUUCAUUUUGCACUCCGUCCGCAUCACCACCACCACCACCACAAUCAUCAUCAUCAUCAGCAACAGCAGCAGCAGCAGCAGUAAUAACAGCAAAGCAACCUGGAUGGCUGCGUCUUUCUUAAUGAUCUACCGCACGAGGCAUCGCCAGGGCUGCGGCGAAGGUGCGCGAUCGCACGCGGGCGUCGUUUUCACGCGCGGCUGUCAGUGAAGCGCCUCCCAAAGCCGUCGCGUGCGCUUCCUCGCUGAAGAUCCAGGGACAGGCCGCCGUCCCAAAUCUGUCUUCAUUUGAACAAAAAGCAUGACACUGUGUCCUGAUCACCGGAACUCCACAUCGGUUGAAGUUUAACCGCCUUAGAAGCAAAACAAAGGCCGGAUCUUCUUUCAGUGAAUCUCUGGAGACCCCCAAACCGGGCGAUGGAUAACGCAGCAGUCAGUCUACAUACGAAUAAAUUGCACCUGGCUGAAAAGCUAAUUCAUCGCAGGGGAAAGGACGCAGGAUGUCAAAGGCACACAUUUGACAGUGGUUACUUUCACUUCGCACCCACUUCUAAGCGAACAUUGGCCUGUGAAUUGAUGAACCUCAGCUUUGAGAGCCAAUAGAAAUCAGUAAGGAUGAAAAUGCGACGCCACAGAGUGUUUUUACUUUGCACCGUGGGGCUGUGUGUCAUUUCUUUUCUACACUACUACAAAGCCCUGCAUUACGUGUCCCUGCUACGAGAACUUACGGCACCCUACCCAAACAUCAAGUCCUUUAUAAUGGUGACUGGAUUCUUCUGGAAAGAGAAGGCCACUCCACUGUCUAGUGCCUCUCCAGAAGAGGCACCCCCACCUGUCUUCAGACCCUCCGAGACCAGGCACCGGGCUCAGGAAGGAACCAGGGGCAUAGGUAAAGGAGUGGAGUUGAACAUCCCUGAAGAACCAAGAGCACCACAGCCUUGGGUAAGACCAGAGGAACCGCAACAGAAGGAUCCAGACCCAGGGAAGGAAGACAUGAAGUUGAUCAUGUGGCAACCCAGUAGUGCAGUGAGACCACGAUUGGACCUUGCGAGAUCAAAUGCUCCCAGCAUGGUAGUGAAGAAGCAGGAACCCCAGCAUGCAUCAACUCCAGACCCAGUCAUGUUUCUGGGUGAUUUACACAAGCGCCACUUCAUCCUCCAGGAGGACAGCACCCCGUACUUUGUCCGAACCAAAGCUGGCGCUCUGUGUUUCCGGCAGGGGACAGAGAUAGUGCCCCCAAGAGAUGAUUCUGGGGCAAUCAAAGGUAAGCCUACAGUGACUGGGGGUCUUCAUAGGAGCAUCUUGCAAGUUGCAGAGGACUCAAAUACUCAAACAAAAUUGGUGGAAGACUCCAGUACCAGACUUAAGCCCAAACGUGGCAAGCGUCUUGUGAAGUGUGUAUGCCGUUCUGGUUGGCAUGGUCCCUACUGUGGUGUGCCUACAAUGGUGUACCACUCAAACCUGCCCACCAAAGAAAGACUGACCCCUCGUGAAAAGCCACGGCGUGUAAUUAAUGCCAUCAACAUCAACCAUGAGUUUGACCUGCUCCAUGCCCGAUUCCACGAGCUGGUUGAUGCCGUUGACCUCUUCCUUGUAUGUGAGUCCAACUUUACAGCAUAUGGAGAGAGGCGCCCGCUGAGCUUUCUGCAGCUACUGUUCAAUGGCACUUAUGACUACAUGCGUCAUAAGAUCCUUUAUGUGUUCCUGGACCACUUUCCUGAUGGUGGCCGGCAGGAUGGCUGGAUUGCCGAUGACUAUCUUCGCACUUUCCUUACACGGAAUGGCAUGAGUCGAGUGUGGGGUGCACGGCCUGAUGAUGUUUUCCUCAUAAAUGACGCUGACGAGAUCCCGGCCCGCGAGGGCAUUCUUUUCCUCAAGCUUUUUGAUGGCUGGACUGAGCCGUUUGCCAUCCACAUGCGCAAAUCUCUCUAUGGCUUUUUCUGGAAGCAGUUGGGUUCUCUUGAAGUGGUUUCAGGAUGCACAGUAGGGAUGCUCAAGGAGGUCUAUGAAAAUGACGGUAUCCGCUUGCGCCGGCGCGAGUACUACACCUUGCCUAAUUUCCGCAGAUAUGAGAAUGACACAGGACACAUCCUGGUGCAAUGGUCAGUUGGAAGUCCUUUCCACUUUGCCGGGUGGCAUUGCUCCUGGUGUUUCACGCCUGAGGGCAUUCACUUCAAACUUGUAUCUGCCCAAAAUGGUGACUUCCCCCGUUGGGGCGACUAUGAGGAUAAGCGGGACCUUAACUACAUUCGUGAGCUUAUCCGUACUGGGGGUUGGUUUGAUGGCUCUGUGCAGGAAUACCCUCCCACGGACCUUAAAGAGCACAUGUAUGCCCCCAAGUACAUGUUAGAAAAUUAUAAGAGCUAUCGCUAUCUGCUGGAGAACCCUUAUUUUAAGCCUGCUCUGAAUGGGGGAUAAGGAAGAAAAAAGGUGGGGUUUAGGUGUAGUUCAUCUGGAUAAUAAUGGAAAAUAGGGUCCCGUGGACGUUAUCAGGGGAGGAAAAGAACCAAACUCUGCCUACAUCCCUUUUCCCCUUUCUUACUUAUUGGAUCAAACCCCAAAGGUUUAUUACCAUUAUCCCUGGCAGAGAAGGGUGGGACCAGCCAUGGCAAUGGAUGAACAUAAGUGAUUUUUUUUUUUUUUUGUUUGUUUGUUUCUAUUGCUGUUUGCUAAGUGGAUAUGCAGAAUCCAUCAAGUGACUGUAUCAGACCACUCCAUUAAUUAAGAAUUUAUUACACUAUGACCCUUUGUGUGAUAAGAUAAAGAGAAAGAGUGUGUGUUUGUGAUUGGCCUUCAUGGUUCUUGGUGCACUCCUAUAAUUUUUGCUUGCAGUUUUGAAAAAUGAAAACUAACUAUACAGAUUUCUCUUAUAUAUUUGAAUCUUUUUUUAAAAAGCACACUAGGCUGAUUGUGGCAGUCAGUGGAUCAAUUUCUAUAUGAAAGAGAUAAAUUGAAAAAGAGUUCUAAGUUUAAUUAGUAUAUGAAUGCAGCACUUUCGGGUCAGACACGGCUCCGAUUGCCGAAGCCAGUGUGGUGAUGUACUUUUGCACUCUUGGCCAAUAGCAUGAAGUGCACUCCGAGGGUUCAGUUAUGGAAAACGAAAGAUGGCAUUCUGCAGAAUAGAAAAGGAAAGGAAAAAAAGAAAAAAGUUGGAGCAGGGAGUACAGGGUAAGAUAGAAGUGGAGAAGAGGCCAAGAGUAGGUCUGUCCGUUCCCCUGCCUACGUAAAACCCAAUACAUUAUGGAUGGUGGUAAUGUGUGGCACAGCAGGAGACCAUUAGAGUUGAAGAGCAGGCCACAGAGGAGAAGAAAAUAGUCCUUCCUUCCUAUCUAUCCUUCUCUCCCUGCUCAUCUUUUUGUCGUGAGGCAGAUUUUGGCAUUUUAAAAUAUUUGCUGGGGAAAUGCAACAAAAACACAAUUAAUUAUUAGAAAUGUCAACAAACUCUUGUGACAAACCCAUUUGAGUUUGAAAGAUUUUUUUUCAGCAUUACAGGUAUAUGGAAUGUUAUGGAAAAGUAUUACAGUUACACAUAAUCCAAAUUUUCAUGUCCAUUUCUUGUCCAAAAAAAAUGCAAAAAGCAGGACAGCCUGGAAUGGGAAUACUGUGAAUGGGAAUAUGAUUAAAAUUGCUGUGAAAUGGACAGAUUUAAAUGGCCAGUGGUAAAUACUCCUUACAUCAGGUGCUGUGGGUGGUGGAAAAGUCAGGGCAGCCAAGUGAAAGAAAAUGCACACACUUUGCAAUAUAGAAGAAAUUCUCAAUGGAUACGUGUUCAACACAAGAUUUUUCAUUAGAAACAGAACUUAUGGGACAGCAUGGCUAGCAGUUUUCAUAUGAAGUCAAAUUUGUGUAUGGUCUAUCAUAAAUCAUCCAAGCUCCUGGUGGCAAAAUAUCUGGAUAUAUGGAUAAAGUCGAUAAGAAUGUUGCUAUCUAGACAAGCCCAAAUUAUUUCUCAUAUUAUCUUCUCAAGCAGCAGUGUGUUGUGUCAUUGCGGAAGCGUGAAAAGCGGGGUAGUAAACUAGUAGUGAUACGAAGGGAGGUAGAGGGAGAAAAAGAGGGAGUGAGCGAGAUCAGCAAAAUCCCAGCAUUCAAUUGAGGUCACAAAGUCCUUAGCAUGGGGCGUCCACAUCCCGUGUGUGUGUGUGUGUGUGUGUGUGUGUGUGUGUGUGUGUGUAAGAGAGAGGCAGUGCUCCCUGCUGCAGCAAAACCACUCAUGAGUGCCAAACGAAAGCAAAGCAAAGAACGGACACAUUUUCUAUGCAUUUUUGCUUUUAACUAAAUAACCAUGGUUCCUGCCAUGUUUCCUGUUCCACAGUGCAUCCUUCUUUCUGUCAAAACUUCUCACUGUAUCUGACACACACACACGCACAAACACAAACAAUCACAUUCCCCUCCCUUGUUCAUCUUCCUUGCCAGUUUUUGAGCUUUUCCUGACUGCCAAAAAUAACCUCGGCUUAAUGACGGUGGGAUUUUUCACCUCCUCCUCCCCCACCCUCACAUGAGCUGUUUGUGUAUGGUUUGUACCCUCCUCUGUCUUCACAUCAGAGGAUGAUGAGGGUUUGAUGGGCAUCGUGCUCUACCGGGCACACCAAGCUCUCCCCUGCUGUGUCAGGCUGGGCUGUUUCCAUGGUGACAUGCCAUCCUGCCUGCAAAGUGAACACCAUUCAGAACAAUGGGGCUACGUUUGCAUGCCUGAAUGAAACUUCGAUCUGAGUGAAAGGGGUUUAACAGUAACCUGUUAAACAGAUGAAUAAAUUGCAGUGUACACUUUGAAAUCAGAACGAUUAGCAUGGAUCUAAAAUUCAAUCGAAUUAGCAGGAUUUUGCUGAUAAAUUUGGCAGCUACUGAAAAUGGACCCAUCAAAGCCACAAUUUUGUAGUAGAAUAUCCCUGAACAUGAAAUCUUUAAGUAAUGAUUUUAGGUAAUUCAACUACUUUUUGCAGAGAACACCUAACACACUGAGCUACCAUAAGCUACUGUUAUAACAUGGACACUUAAUUCCACGCCUUCUAUACAUAGUGGAUUAUAUAUAAAACAUACUCGUAAAGAUCGAUUGGUAUUUGAUGUAAUCAGUUAUUCUUUUACAGUUGAAAGAGAUCAGUGAAACCCCUUAGCACAGCUUUAUUUUAGGACCAUAAUUUGACUAUUACAGGGCACGUGGCUUAGUGUUUAGCACGUUCGCCUCACACCUCCAGGGUCGGGGGUUCGAUUCCCACCUCCGCCUUGUGUGUGUGGAGUUUGCAUGUUCUCCCCGUGCCUCGGGGGUUUCCUCCGGGUACUCCGGUUUCCUCCCCCGGUCCAAAGACAUGCAUGGUAGGUUGAGUGGCAUCUCUGGAAAAUUGUCUGUAGUGUGUGAUUGCGUGAGUGAAUGAGAGUGUGUGUGCCCUGCGAUGGGUUGGCACUCCGUCCAGGGUGUAUCCUGCCUUGAUGCCCGAUGACGCCUGAGAUAGGAUGAUGAAUGAAUGAAUGAAUGAAUUUGACUAUUAAAAUAUUAGACUAUUAUCAUUAGUUAAAAUGUAGAAUAUUUUUCACUAUUAAUUGGCGACAUUUCAACUCAAAAAUCCUGUUGAUGAUCAAAUGCGUCCCUAUUUUAAAAACCGUGUCUUCACGUUCCACACUUGGUUUGAGUUCUGUUAACGGAUUGAAUUCUUUUUGCUUGACUGAAACCUGUACAUGUUGUGAAACGGAGCUCGGGUGACUCAGCGAGGAGGAGAGUUUAGGAUGUGUGUUUGACUGAAAUCUGAAGAAGGAUGCUCUAGAUGCCUGUGUUCUGCUGUCAUCUUUUGCUCUCUCUGUGUUACUGACGUAGUUUCUCAUUCCCCCAAGUGUGCACUUGCUCUGAGCGUUGAGCCAGAACAGCAAGAGGAUUAAGAGGAAGCGCAUUAAUAGCGUCGCCCUCUAAGCUGCUACGUUUGGGACAAAGCUCCUCUGUGCCCUGUCACAUCUGCAAUGCAGCAGUGCUGUGUUUACAACAGGGAUCCUGGAUCCUAACACGCGUUACAGAUGCAAACGCACAGCUGGAAAUGCGCUCACUUUGGUGACACGUCAGCCAAAGUGAGUCACUGUUGAACGAUAACAUAAGUUUAAAAUACUUCUAUACUUCUGGGCUAUGCUUCAUUCAGAAAGAAUGAAACCCCUGUGGACUACUCUCACUCGGUUCCUAAUAAGCACGUGAUUUUUGCCACUUUCCUGCAUCCCUCUAAACAUUCUUGUAAACUAGCAUCGUCAUAACAGGUUACUUAACUAGUAACCAGCUUCACUAGCAAGCUAGCUGGCACUUUUACUUCAGAACUAGCUGGAUAGUGUUACUAGAUUUAAUAACACACAAUAGUUUUUCUAACAACAUAACAUUAGCUUGCUUGACAGCAAAAUUAGCUAUUGCUGUUCAUGAAAGUUAGCAUAAUAUUAAUCUGGACAAUUAAGUAGCUGCUUUUCAUUACACGUAAUUGUUAGCCUAAAGUACGCCAGCCUUUAUUGAUGAGCUUUUGGGUUGGGUUAAACAAUAGAAUUGUUAGCCUAUGUUUUGUCCGUGAAAUACAUUAUGUGGUGUAAUAGUUAGCAUAAUGCCAGCUAGCUUGCUAGCAAAACUGACUCCUUUGCUUAUUACAGUAAUACAAAAAUAAUGCGCUAUAAUUAUCUUGCUAUUAUCACGAUGGCUAUUUGUCUCCUAGCUUUAACUAGUUUUUAAAUGGUUUGACUCCUUAUUUUGGCUGCUUCUUAGCUGCCUCCUUGUUUUGGCUGCUUAGUUGCUUCUUGGCUGUCUUUUUUUUUUUUUUUCUUAAGAUGUUUCCAGCAUUUUGACAUUCAGCACUGAAUAGAAAUAACCGAUCAGCUUUCAAGGAUCCCCACAAUAUUUAGGGACCCAGGCAAUUUCCCGUUCUAUAGAGAUGUUCAAAUUAAAAUAUAACAUCUACUCUUGUUGUGACCGGGACAUGAAAUUCACUCGGGCAAAAACAGGACGUGCGCUACAUGACCAGAUUAUGAUGAUCUGAUACGGUGACAGAGAAGAUAAGUGUAAGAAUUGCGCUGCAGGAAAUCUUUGCCAGCGUAAUAUAAACUUCCACAGGCAACUGAAAUCAGAAAUAUGAUUCUCGGUUCUGAAGGAGAAGGGGGAGGGUAGAAAAGCCUUGAUGUUUUCAGUUUGGAAUGUUGGCUAAGAGAAGGAAACUGCUUCGCUUUAGCUUCUGACAAAAAUGCAGCAACAUGCCGAAUGUAUAAGAUGUUGAAACUGAAGUUGUGAUGUUCUCUAGUGUAUUUUAUCCAGAAGUCUUAAUGUACAAACCCACAAGUUUAUGUACAAACUCACUCCACUUUAAAACAAGCAUUAAGGAUUCUCCGAUUCUGAUUGGUCGGAAUUUGUUUAAGAUUCUAAAAUUCAUUUCUUUAGUAACUAACAAUUAAAAUGCGCACUUAUAAAUGUGUUCUCUGUAAUUUGUACAUUUGCUUACAAAAGAAUGGCUUUUGAGGGAUUUCAGUUCAUUGGUUAACAGAUAAGGUGCAUUUUAUUGUCUUAACUUCAGAAAAAGAAAAACAGAAAGAGAGACCGUUUCUAGCUGUUGAAGAUUGUAAGAAGAUCAAACCUCUUGCAUGGACGUUUCACUGCAACAAAAUUAUAAGCAGAUAUAAAGUUUGUUGUGAUGUUCUUUAUUAAAUAAAAUAUUGUUAGAAAUACAGUAGGAAAUUGCUGUGGAAUGAGAGGAUUUAAGCACUUCUGGACAUGUUGUCAUAAGAAUGUAAAGACUACUGAAGCUCACUUUUUAUCAACUAGUGCUCUAGAGAAGGAACUAAAAAGGUUCCUGGAAUUAUGGCCUUAUACAACAGUUUGUGUGGAACAAAAUGCAAAGAUUUUGUAUCAUGGCUUCUUGUUGUGAAUAUAUAUCCCAAAUUUCAGAAUUUUGGUAAAUGUUCCUGUGGUGAAAAUGUAGCUAAACUCCUAAAAAAAAAUUCCUGUGGUGAAAAAACGUUGGUCACCUGAAAAGGUUCCAUCCAGUGUGCUGGAACCCCUGCAAAGUUUCAUGGCACGGAAAAGCUUCCAACGUCUCUAGAGGUUUUUUUUUCUAAUGGUUCUUGUGUUGAAUAUAUUGCCCAAAGUGCUGGUAUCCCUGAAAUGGUUCUUGGGAUGAAUAAACUCCCCAACUUCCUGAAUUCUUCUAAAGGUUCAUGUAUAGCCAAAGUUUUUGACAUUUUCCCAAGGUUCUUGUGCUGAAAAUGUUCCCAAAGUGCUGGUAUCCCUGAAACGGGUCCUGGGAUUAAAAAAAAGUUCCUCAGUUCCUGACAAGGUUUCUGAGGUAAAAACGUGCCUAUACAGAGAGACUGAGGGAGAGAAAGAGGGAGAGAUAGAAUGCUGGCUUUGUUUGUUUAAUGAAAGUCUAUGAAUCAAAACACGGCAUCCAUUUUAAUGACCUUAUAAAUGAUCCAAUUAUCUGACUUCUUAUAAUAGGUGAGGGCAAAUUAGCUCAAAUUGCUUUGAUGCUUUUUUUUUUGUCAUCCAUCCUGAGUAGGGGGAUGGGGAUGAGUGUUCAGUGGAAAACAAAAAAGCUUGGAAAGCCGGCGGCAUUAGAGGAAAUCUAUUUGGGCUGCUAGAGAGUGGAUGGUUCCUGAGAGGCAGAGAUUAUUUCUCUUUACAUCAUUAAAGUGCCACAUUUUAUUCGACUUUAUACAACUUAUACAGGCUUGUGAGUUAAGACGGAGUCCCGGAAGACUUUCGUUUGUUUGUUGAACGUGAUGUGAACGAGGGAUAGCUUGCUGAUUUUGGCUGCUGCCCAAACCUGUGGCUGUUCUUACUAAUCAUUGUAGAAAUUUCUCUUCUAUGGGAGUUGCACUAAGGAUCUCUCUCUCUCUCUCUCUCUCUCUCUCUCUCUCUCUCUCUCUCUCUCUCUCUCUCUCUCUCUCUCUCUCUCUCUCUCUCUCUCUCUCUCUCUCUCUCUCUCUCUCUCUUUCUCUCUCUCUCUCUGCUACAGAACAUCUUUGUCUUCUUGGGGUUUUUUUUGCUAUUCACUGUCAGUUGUAAUGAUUUAUUAGCCAGUUGUUGUACAUGUCCUCGUCGGUGUUUACAUGAAUUUGUUCUUUUAAAAAGUUAGUUAUAUUAUUAAAGUUAUUUCUGGAUGUGUUUAUCAAAAUUAAAAAGGGAAAAAAGAGAAGGUUAUGGAGCGGAGAUUUAUUUAAUCUAUAUCACCAGUAACCUUUUUUUUUUUGUUUUGUUCUAUCACUGUCUAUCUGUCUUUGACUUGUUCCUGUCUGUUCUUCCUGUUGAUGUAAAAUCAACAUUUUGUGCUGAUAUUACUGAAACGUAUCUGAUAUGCACUUGUCUUUUUAUUAUUAUUAUUAUUAUUAUUAUUUUUUAAUUUUAUUUUUUGAUUUUUUUUACCUGUGAAUUUUAACCCAACUAUCAGGGAUUUCUACCUGUCUACAGUAUAUGGUGAAUCUUUGUGUGUUUUUUUUUCCUUCUGUUUUAGGAGGUGAAGGCAUGAAACAGUUGGAUUCUGGGGGGAAAGAAAAAAAAAAAACACCACCUAAUCAAAUUAUAUUUUAACACAGAGCAGCAGUGAGGGUACAAAAUGUGUGUGUGUUUGUUUCAGAGCGUGUGUGUCCCAUAUGUUGUGUCAGAGUAGAUCAAAAGCGGUAUUGAUGAUUUUGCAUCCAGCGACAGAUGGACGGACACACGCGCGCGCGCACACACACACACACACAAACAGACUCAGAACACGCAUCUCAAACCAUUACCUGAUGCACUGUGUGUGUGUGAGACUCACCACACAAUCUUUCACAUUUGACUUUUCUCCUCUGAUCCACCAUUAAUUAGGUCAUUAUUCAAGGAUGCAGGUCUAUUCACGUACUGUGUAUAAUCUAUAUUAUCAACUCACUCACUAUGGAAGUCCAGCGAGGCCGUUCUGUUUUGUUUUGUUUUUGUCUCUUCAUUCCUGUUAUUUCCAGAUCAAAUAUGAAUUGAAUAAUUGUUAAUUUAUGAGAACACGAUUUGAUCUGGUGUAAUUUAUCCGGAAAACUGAGAGAAAAACGGUCCAGUGAAAGAUAAAGUUUGGUAAAUUCUUCAGCGUCGAGUUCAGUCGUGGAUUUAAGAACAUUUUCUCAUGAAUUAUUUUUGUUUAAGUGGUGCAGAAGAAGUGACACAAUGACUGAUGGCCUCUAUGGAUUUCACUAAAGCGCAUCUGUGUUUAUUUUCUAUUUUCUAUUUUUAUUUUCUGCAGUGAAUCGUCCAUCAGGUUUAAAUGUGAAUCUGAUGUUAUCAGUGAAAAAACAUUUUUUUGGAUUUUUUUUUUUUUUAUUUUAUUUUAAAUUCAGUACAUUUCUGUAAUAUAUUCAGUGGUUUAUACUCACGGCAGCUUGCUUUUUGUUUUUAUUUCUCUGAAAAUCUUUGCUUUGAUAAACCAAAAUUGUUUUCCUGUACAUUUUUAUCAAUCGAGCAGUUUUUUUUCCAUUGUUUCUUUAUGACCUUUUAUUUAUUUCUUUUUUUUGGUUCUUUUGCUAUUGUUUAGCCUCAAAACAUGACCAAACGGAUCACAGUUAUGUCACUCGAAGUCAGAUCGUAGCCACUAGAGGGCCCAAGACGCUUCAGAUGAACCUUUUCAGCCAUCAGUCCCACCGUCUGUCUCACUGCAGCGUCCAAAAGUGAGUGAUAAGGCACACAGUGAUCCCUGCUGACCCUCAGAGUUUAAUACAAACCUUCAGUGUCAAUAAAAACUUUAGUAAUCUCAGAUCCGGGUUGCCAGAUUUCAACAACAGCCUUCCUGUGAUUUUUGUAAUUCUUUCUUUUCUAAGAGUUUCUGGAUGUAUUUUAACAUUACUACACAACCUACAGGAAGGCAAGAGCAGUCUUGUCAUGUGUGUUUUUUUUUCUUUUUUUCCUCUCAAGCGGAUGUGGUUAAGAAAAAACACCCACUCAGUGUAAUUGUGUAUGUUUUCAGUGGCUUGGCAUCUCCUCUCUUCUCCUUUCGUGCUCACAGUUCUGCAUUUCUUUCUGCAUUUGUGUCCCAUUCAGGGUUCAAACCACUUCACUAAAAUAUCUUUCUCAGCAGAGUGAGAGAAAAAAAAGAAAAAAAAAAAAAAAAAGCUGAUGUAUUUACACAAAAGAGCGCAGACAUUUUUUUUUCCUCCUCUGUGGGUAAAGAUGAAAGAGUGUACAUUUAAGAAUUAAUAAGAAAGACCUUUUGUUCUGUAUAUGAAUGGCUCUAUGUUAACCUGAACAGAAAAUUAAUGAACUCUAUGACAAAGAAACUAUAAUAAAUUAAUUUUAAAAUUGU
Molecule: messenger RNA, 11490 nt
Organism: Tachysurus vachellii
Lineage: Eukaryota; Metazoa; Chordata; Actinopteri; Siluriformes; Bagridae
Gene: mgat3b
Product: beta-1,4-mannosyl-glycoprotein 4-beta-N-acetylglucosaminyltransferase b
Exons: 4
Coding region: 851-2653 (600 amino acids)
Biological process (GO): protein N-linked glycosylation; N-acetylglucosamine metabolic process
Cellular component (GO): membrane
Molecular function (GO): beta-1,4-mannosylglycoprotein 4-beta-N-acetylglucosaminyltransferase activity
Source: RefSeq, a predicted model, not a curated record